This is a messenger RNA of Blumeria graminis f. sp. triticale, 138 nucleotides long. Lineage: Eukaryota; Fungi; Ascomycota; Leotiomycetes; Helotiales; Erysiphaceae. The record is from the annotation of a GenBank genome assembly.
AUGGACGCCAGUGCUUACUGCCCUUGCUACUUCCCAACUAGGUUCGCAGGGCAGUUCUCUAAUUACAUGAUUGCGUUUAGCAUAGCACCUGCACUUUUUCCGCCAGUCCCCGAGGCUCUUUACUCAUUUGAUGUAUAA